AUGGCACGUCGAAAUACAUAUCUUGCCAUCGCGCUCGGCGCGUUUUUCAUGUUUUCCCUCUAUUUGUACAAUGGGAUUGACACCGGAUCGGAUAUGCGAAUUAAGCGGCAGGAAUAUGUGCAGAAUCUUCAAAGCAAGUUGGGGAAAUUGGAAGAGAUCGCGAAAGCCAAUGAGAAAACUAUAGAGCAACUCGAAAAGGAAUUGAAGGAGGCCAAAGUUGAAGUCGAGAAUUCGCGGAGGAAUGCGAUUGAGGAAGAGGUUAACGACGAAGAUGAAGAGAAAAAUGUUGGAGCCGAGCCGAAAAUCGAUGAAGAGAUUGAUGAGCGACGCGGGAACAAAGUGGCUCAUGUUCACGAGGUCCUGCAGCGAAAUCAGAAAACAACACCGUCAAUGUCGAAUGUAUGCGGAAUUCGCGAGAAUGUGAGCUCGCCAAAUACGGAGCUUCAGAUGCUCGAUUUGUACGAAAAUUGGGCAUUCGACAAUCCUGACGGCGGAGUUUGGAAGCAAGGAUUCCCGAUCACCUAUGACGCGGAAAAGGUGAAAUCCGACGAGAAGCUCGAGGUGAUCAUCAUUCCGCACUCGCAUUGCGAUCCCGGCUGGAUUUUCACGUUCGAGGAGUACUAUCAACGCCAAACGCGCAAUAUUCUCAACGGAAUGGCGAAACAUUUGGAGGCGAAAGAAUCGAUGAAGUUCAUCUACGCCGAAGUCUCGUUUUUCGAGUUGUGGUGGCGUGAGCAGAAUGAGGAGACUCGUAAUCGAGUGCGCAAAUUCAUCGAGGACGGAAAAUUGGAGAUUGUCACUGGCGGAUGGGUGAUGACCGAUGAGGCGAACGCGCAUUAUCAUUCGAUGCUCGUCGAGCUCUUCGAAGGCCAUGAAUGGAUUCAGAAUCAUUUGGGCAAAGCCGCCAAACCAAAAUCGCACUGGUCCAUUGAUCCGUUCGGAUUGUCGCCGAGCUUACCGCAUCUGCUGACAUCGGCCAACAUCACCAACGCGGUCCUUCAACGGGUCCACUAUACUGUGAAACGCGAGCUCGCCCUCAAAAAGAAUCUCGAGUUCUAUUGGCGUCAACUCUUCGGCGCCGCCGGCCAUCCGGACCUUCGUGCCCAUAUAAUGCCGUUCUAUUCGUACGACAUUCCGCACACGUGUGGUCCGGAGCCGGCGAUUUGCUGCCAAUUCGAUUUUCGCCGAAUGCCGGAAGGCGGCAAAUCGUGCGAUUGGGGAAUUCCGCCGCAGAAGAUCAACGAGAACAACGUCGCGCAGCGAGCGCACAUGAUCUAUGAUCAGUACCGGAAAAAAGCGCAGCUUUUCCGGAAUAAUGUGAUUUUUGCGCCGCUUGGUGAUGAUUUUCGAUAUGAUAUCGACUUCGAAUGGGACUCGCAAUAUGAGAACUAUCAGAAAUUGUUCGAUUAUAUGAAUAAUCAAAACGAAUGGAAUGUGCACGCGCGAUUCGGCACCGUUCGCGACUAUUUCGAGGCUCUCGACGCGAAAUUGAAAUCGAGCGAAACGAAAUUGCCGACGUUGACCGGCGACUUUUUCACGUAUGCGGAUCGCGACGAUCAUUAUUGGAGCGGAUAUUUCACGUCGCGUCCAUUCUACAAGCAGCUUGAUCGCGUCCUUCAACAUUAUUUAAGAUCUGCCGAACUCGCGUUCACAUUGGCGUCGAUUGAAGAAGAAGGAAUGGUGGAGGCGCCGAUCUUCCAGAAGUUGGUGCAAGCGCGACGAGCUUUGUCUCUAUUCCAGCACCAUGAUGGUGUGACGGGAACGGCGAAGGAUCACGUUGUAUUGGAUUAUGGGAAGAAAAUGAUUGAGGCCCUUCGAAUGUGUGAAGAUGUGCUUUCGGAAGGUCUCACGAUUUUAUUGGGAUUGGACACGACGAAACCGAUGCAGCUCGAUGAGUAUCGCGAAAAUGAGAGUGUGCUGCCGAAGCGACGCGUUUAUUCGAUUGGGCAAAAUGUCGUCGUUUUCAAUCCGUUGGCUCGAAGCCGACCGGAGCCGGUGUGCAUUUACGUGAGCUCGGCAGAAGCCUCAAUCGAAGCCGAGCCGCCAAUCGAGAAUCAGCAAAUUUCGCCGGUGUUCAACUAUGCGCAAAAUUCGCUGAAAAUUGACGACAACGUGUAUGAGCUCUGUUUCGCCGUCAAUCUCGGACCAAUGACGUCGGCGAGCUAUCGAAUCGUGUCGGACGCGACGCGCGUGCACAAAGUCGAGAUAUUAUCGAAUUUGAGCGAGCUAAAAGCUCCCGGCUUUGAUUUGAAAGAAUUGGAACCGAGCAUUUCGAUUGGCAACACGAAAGUGACGGCGAUUUUCGACACGUCGGGAAUGUUGAAGACGAUCACACAUUCGGCCGACAAGACGCCGAUCGAGAUGAACGCCCAUUUUGUGCAUUACGGCGCCCGAAAAUCGCAGCGAAAAUUCGCGAACGGAAACGAAGACAACCCGUCGGGCGCCUAUUUGUUUUUGCCCGAUGGCGACGCGAAGCGCAUCGACAACGACGAGAAUUCGCCGAUAGUGAUUCGCGGCAAAUGCGUGAGCCGCGUCGUCAGCGCGCCGCUCAGCGAGCUCCAAGUGCUCCAGACGUACUCACUGUUGGGAGAGCACGACUUUUUGGACAUGGACACCGAAGUCGAUGUCAGAAGCAAAGAGAACUUCGAAUUGGCGCUGAGAUUCGAGACGAGCGUGUCGAGCGGCGACGAUUUCUUCACCGAUCUCAACGGUCUUCAGAUGAUCCGACGGAAGCGUCAAUCGAAAUUGCCGAUCCAGGCGAACUUCUAUCCGAUGGCCGCCGGUGUGUUCGUCGAGGAUGACAAAACGCGAUUCACAAUUCAUUCGGCGCAAGCAUUGGGUGUCGCCAGCCUAAAAUCGGGCGCCGUCGAAAUCAUGCUCGAUCGGCGACUCAGCUCCGAUGACAAUCGCGGCCUUCAACAGGGCGUUCGUGACAACAAACGGACCGUCUCGCGAAUGCGACUGCUCGCGGAGCCGAUGAAUGCCGGCGGUCACGGCGACAAGGAGCGCAUCGGAUUCCAUUCGGCUGUCAGCCACUAUGCCACGUGGUCCCUUCAUUAUCCCGUCGUUAAAAUGAUGGCUGAAGCGACGCCGAAGCCGAUAUCGAUGAAGAACUUUGAAGCGGAACUCAAUUGCGACAUUCACGUUGUCACCAUGAGAACGAUGGCGGCGCCGACGGCGUAUGAGAGCGCGGACAUGUCGAUGGCGGCCGAGCGGAAAGCGGCGUUGGUCGUGCAUCGAGUUGUGCCGGAUUGUAGAUCAAAGCUGAAAUUGCCGGAUGAAAAGUGCGCGUUUGAAAAUGAACAGAUUUCGCCAAUUUCCCUUAUAGGGACCAUUAAAGAAGCGCGCAAUAGCACAUUGACGGCGUUGUAUGAAGGCGAGAAAAUGACGAAAUUCGAAAUCUUGCCGAACGAUGUGAAAUCGAUCAUCAUCUCAUGGUAG
This is a messenger RNA of Caenorhabditis bovis, 3441 nucleotides long. NCBI's taxonomy places the organism in Eukaryota, Metazoa, Nematoda, Chromadorea, Rhabditida, Rhabditidae. The record is from the annotation of a GenBank genome assembly.